AAGUCAUCGUGAGUGGUAGAGUUAUAGCCUAAAUAUACUAUUAAAUGUCUUUUUAAAAGGUUCAAGUUAGAAAAGUUAAUUCUGCAAUCAAAAUUGCAUAUGUAAUAUAUACAUUUUUUGAAAGUCAGUUUUCCUAAAACUGGAGACAUGUUUCUUACUAACUCUACAGUAAGUUUGAAUCUAAACAUCAAAGGUUGAACUUGGAGGAACAGAACUAUGGGUUCAGGUCCACCAUCUUCUAAUAAUGUGACUGUCCUUUUUGAGCUCAAAGUUACAAUUGUUUCAGCUAAACUACAUUCAUCAAGUCUGUUUAAACCCAACCCUUAUGUGGAAUUGGUAGUAGAUGGUGGAAUUCCAGUAAGAUCUGAAUUUCAGAAAAAUACAACUCAUCCAACAUGGAAUGAACAAUUUCCUGUGCUUGUUAAUCCAUAUUCAAAGAUUCACAUUCGAGUGUUAAAUCACAACUCUCUUAUUAAAGACAGCCUGCUGGGUGAUUGUACAAUAGAUUUUUACAAAGUUCUUUCCCAACAUGAUGGAAAAUUGGACAAAUUGCCAAUGCCUAUGGAGCUUAAUGUUGCUGGUAAGGUUGGACGAAGUUCAAGUUUUGUUGUCACAAUCUUAGAUGGAGUACAGAUUGAGAUGAAUCGUUACCCUCCAAGAAAUUCAUCAGAGAGUUCAAAUUCAAAUGCUCAAUCCUCUAUAACUUCACAACCCAAUGGUAGCCUUCCUCAGAGUGGAACUCAACCAUCAAGCCCUUCCACCAGUGGAGGGAGCAAUCAGAUAUGUCGGCAUCACUCUGGGCCCCGCAUCCGUCCCUGGAAGCCAGGAGCUCUCAGCCCAGUUUCCACGGCAGCAGGGACAAGCUCUUCCAACACAAGUACAGACAGUGCCUCAACGACACCAAGCAACCUGAAUAGACAAUUGAGAGAUGCAAGAUUACAGUCCUUACUAACAAAUUUUAAUCUCUCAAGUCAGUCUAAUAAUACAGAUAUAACAACUAUGGCUGUUCCUGGUCCUCAAGUACCCACUGGUGUCAUUGCCAGUAACAGUGGCCCUUCACAGGGAUCUUCUAGUGGACAAAGUUCUGUUGGCCUCUUUGCUCCCGUAAGCUCUUUCUCAAAUGUCAGCAGUUCUUCUUAUUCUAAUUCUGUAAUUACACCAGCCAGUACCACAACUGUAUCAAUGUUGAGUACAUCAAGAAGCGAGAGUUCUCCACUCAGUGCCCCAAGCUCCCAACUGGGCAAUCGAGUUGGCCAGCGUAAUCAGUCAACUGCUGCAAGUGAAGAAGAGCCUUUACCAUCAGGGUGGGAAGUAAGAUUUGAUCAGUAUGGACGUAAAUAUUAUGUGGACCAUAAUACACGAAGCACAACAUGGGAGAGGCCUCAACCAUUACCCCCAGGGUGGGAAAUAAGAAGAGAUCACAGAGGUAGGACAUACUAUGUUGACCAUAACACCAGAACAACAACCUGGCAGAGACCUACCCUAGAGAGUGUGCGGAAUUAUGAGCAAUGGCAAUCUCAUCAAGCCCAAGCUAUGCAGCAGUGCCAGCAAAGAUUCCUAUUCCAUACACCUGUUCAAGUAGAAGAAGAUGAUCCUCUUGGGCCUUUACCCGAAGGAUGGGAAAAACGAGUGGAUCCUAAUGGAAGAGUGUAUUUUGUCAACCAUAAAAACAAAACAACCCAGUGGGAAGAUCCACGAACACAAGGAUUAGAAGAUCCACUACCUCCAGGUUGGGAGAUCAAGUACACACCAGAUGGUUCCAGGUACUUUGUGGAUCAUAAUGUGAAAACAACAACCUUCCAAGAUCCCAGGUCUAACCAUGGAGGAAAAGGGCCAAAGGGAGCAUAUGGUGUGCCUGUAGCAUAUGAAAGAAAUUUUAAGUGGAAACUCACCCAAUUCCGAUAUUUAUGUCAUUGUAAUGCCUUACCAAGUCACAUAAAAAUAACUGUAUCAAGAAACAAUAUAUUUGAAGAUUCUUUUAGUCAGAUAAUGAGAGUUCCACCACAUGAACUUAGGCGGAGGCUUUUUAUAACCUUUCGAGGAGAGGAAGGUCUUGAUUAUGGGGGAAUUGCCAGAGAAUGGUUCUUCCUCUUGUCUCAUGAGGUUCUCAAUCCCAUGUACUGUCUCUUUGAAUAUGCUGGUAAAAACAACUACAGCUUACAGAUCAAUCCUGCCUCUUCAGUUAACCCUGAUCAUCUCUUAUACUUUCGAUUUAUAGGUCGAUUUAUUGCAAUGGCCUUAUUUCAUGGAAAGUUCAUCUACACGGGCUUUACAUUACCUUUCUACAAACGAAUGCUAGGAAAGAAACUGACCAUGAAGGAUAUAGAGAGCGUUGACCCAGAGUUUUAUAACUCACUUGUCUGGAUUAAAGAGAACAAUAUAGAAGAGUGUGGACUGGAGCUAUUCUUCAGUGUUGAUUUUGACAUCCUUGGCCAAAUUCAGUCUCAUGAACUAAAGCCCGGUGGAACCGAUAUCCGUGUAGAUGAACUAAACAAAGAUGAAUACCUCAGGAUGAUGACCGACUGGAGGUUUUCUCGAGGACAAGAAGAACAAACUAAAGCUUUUCUGGAUGGUUUUAAUGAAGUUCUACCUUUGGAGUGGUUGCACUAUUUUGAUGAACGUGAGCUCGAGCUUAUGCUUUGUGGGAUGCAAGAAGUGGACAUAGAAGACUGGCACCGUAACACCAUUUACCGACACUAUACUCGUAACAGCAAGCAAGUGAUCUGGUUCUGGCAGUUCGUUAGGGAAAUGGAUAAUGAGAAACGUUCCAGAUUGUUGCAGUUUGUAACAGGAACUUGCAGAGUACCAGUUGGUGGUUUUGCUGAACUAAUGGGGAGCAGCGGGCCUCAGCGUUUUUGCAUAGAAAAAGUUGGGAAAGAAACUUGGCUUCCACGUAGUCACACUUGUUUUAACAGACUGGACUUGCCUCCUUAUAAAAGUUAUGAACAACUGGUGGAGAAAUUGACAUUUGCUAUUGAAGAGACAGAAGGAUUUGCUCAGGAAUGAAGUUAUCAUGACAUUUGAAAAAUAUACAUUACAGAAUGCUGUUUUGGUGUUCAUAAAGUAGAAAAUAGUGGACUUGGAUUGUCCUCUAUAUCAAAAAUGUUCCUGUGAAAGCAAUGAGGGUAGUGAAAUUACAUCACCCAAAUAUUCUGUCUUCAGAGGUUAACUGUAUUAACUUUAAUGGUAUGCAAGCAAAUUGACUUUCGAGAAAAAACUGUAGUCUUUCAAAGAUAAAAGGAGCUUUUUGUACAAAUAAAGAAAGCAUUAAUUUUUUCUUCUGUGAGAUCAAUUUAGAAAAUGCCUUAGUAAGGUUAAUUUGUUUCUUGUAAUGGAGGUUCCCGUUAGUGCAUGUGUAAAUAAUUUAAACAGGUGAAAUGUAUUUAAUACAUUUCAGGUGAAUGAAGUGUUAAAUCUUGGAAUUUUUACAGUGGUUGGACAUGAAAUAACCAAUUAUCUAGGACUCCAGGAACAAAGGCCAUUUGUAUAGAAAGGCUGGCAUAGAAUAAUGUAAGGGUUAUGUAUUCUCUUUAGAAAAUUUAAUCUAAGCAGCAUACAGUUUUUCUUUUUAUGUAUUAAGUUGAAGAUUUUGACAGCUAUUAUAUAUUGUUCCUUUAUUAUGUACACUAUUUUCAGUGUCAACCAAAGAACUUCAUUACAAUAUCCAUCCAAUGUUCUUUCAAUUCUAUAAAAUACACGCUUCUAGAGAAUCUAUUGUAAUCCUGCAGUUUUCCAACAGGUAAUUAGACACCUUAUUUGGGAUUUUGUGUGUUGAUCCUGCAGCUUUCAGAUAUAAAAUAACAGACGUAUUAUUUGGGAUUCUCUUGAUCCUACAGUUCUUGCAACAACACAUAUAUUUUGGGAGUCUAUAUCUUUAUCCUGUAACAUUACAGAAAUAUUAGUUGGAAAUUUGUCUUGAUUCUUCAGUUUUCCAACAAAACAUAACAGACUUUUUCCUUUUUUUUUGGAUUCUGUGCCUUGAUCUUGCAGUUUUCUAACAGAAUGUGACACCAUGGCAUUGAUGUUUUUACUGAGAAUGAAAUAGCUCUGACCAAACCCAAUCAAAGUUGUCACAGUGUUUAUUCUGGAUAGCCACAAAAAUUCAAUUGAACCUAAAGUGUCUGAUUUGAUAAACUACAAAGUAUAAAUGAAUCUAAAAGAUCCGUCCUAGAUAACUUCAAGGUAUAGUUGAACAUACUGUGUCUAACCAGAACAACAAUGAGAACACGGUUAAACCAGCAAAAUUGGACUGGACUAGGAUAGGCUUAAGAUACAAAAUAAAAAAAAGUAAGCAAGAGGCUAUCCUUAGAUACUGUGAAUAAAUUUUAGAAAAACUGGUAUACUAUAGAUUGGACUGCAUUCUGAAAAAGCAGUAAUUAAUUAAUACAUUCUGCAGGCCACCAUUAACUUCAAUUUUUUAAAAUCUAAAAACGUGUAUCUGUUCUAAUUUUGUUUUUAAAUAGCUGCAAAUUCCUGUUUCAUUUUUAAUUUUUUACUGGUCCUAUUUCAUAUUGUUAAUUUUUUUGUUUCUGCAAUUUAUAUGUAGUUCUUUAACUUGUAACUUGACAGCUGAAAGUUUAGAAAACAGCUUCAGAAAAUAUUGAAUUUUUUAAGAAUAGUGUAAGAAGUACAGUAUGUUGCAGAAAACGAAUGAUUGUAUAGCUGGUGUGAUUGUAUAAGCUAUUUAAUAUUUCAGCUAACAAUGUUUCAAUAUUCUAACUAAGUAAAUAUUGAGUUUUUUGAAAUGUACUACUGAAAAUAUUGUGUAAUGAAACAUAAUAAGACUAAGGUCAUUAGAGGUACGUCUUUUAUAUGUUGGAAUGUUUUUUUUAUUGUAUCUAACUUGAAGUUUUCGUAUACAUGAGAAUAACGCGUAAUAAUUGGUCAUUCCUAACCAUAUGAACAUUUUUUUAAUGGAAGCUAAUUAUAGAUUAUUUAGUAUUUUGUAAUAAGGAUAAAAAAAUAUUUAUUCAAAUUAUUCAAGGUGGUAACAGUAGCAUAUAUGGAUUGUUGUAAUACAUAAAGAGUGUUGUUUCUUAUUUAAGUGCAAAAUUUUCAGUGUACUGUCAGAGAUAUGUUUUGUAAUUAGAAACAUCUAAAUAUUAGUUAAUCUGUCUUUGUAACUUGAAAGUCUAGAAAACUGAUUUUGUGAAAUCCAACGAUUUCUCAUAACUUUUAAAAAAUGAUUAUAGAUCAAAAUAGUUUAAGAAAAUAGAAAUAUAAUUUGGUAAAGUUCCAUAUAUGAAAUAAUUUUUGUGAUUAAUCAGACUGAGUUUGAUUGUCAUGUUAAUGUUUGAUGUUGUUAUGUUUGACAGUUUUGUAGGUUGCCUGAGGUUGUAAUUAGUGAAUGGUAUAAGUAUGGCAAGGGAUUAUCCUGUUUUGAUUGUGUACAUACUUCUUCUGGAUCUUAAAAUAAAGUUUUAAGCCAUUUCAUAAUGAAGAGGUGUAUAUUUUGCAAUUGUAUUAAUUUAUGUAAUUACCUAGGUAUUUUUUUUUUACUUAAAACUUUUAAAUUAUUAACCUUAAUUUGUAAUUUAUGAAAAUUCAGCUGUGUGAGUGAAGUGCUCAAAAAAUUGCAUAUUUUGAUGCAAUUCUUGUGGAAAAUAUUUGAACAUUGCUUUUAAUCAGAUCUUCAAAAUAUGCAAAGUUUGUGCUAAGUGUAUGGGAAAAUUAGCAUUAGAUACCAAAUAUUUUUUAAAUAUAUUGGAUCCACUAUGUUUUGUAUGAGUGUACACACAUCUGAAUCAGUGUGAUCUCUCUGUUGAGAAACUAUAAGGUGAGUCAGACUGAACCUGAGAAAGUACAUUUAGUGCACCAAAAAAAGAAGCUUGAUUGGGUGGUUCUGGUACAGGAGCAGUGUUUAGAAAGGUUUAGAAUUUGUUUACUUUUAUCACAUACCUUAUUUGAGUGGGAAUUAAAUUUAAACACCAGGGGAAUGCUUUAGAAUUAUUUUAUAAUCUAUCAUUUAAAUAUAAAUGCUUAUGACAAACAACUAUAUUCUAAUGGUGCUGGUAGCAGCAUUUUCCAGAAGUUUCAUGUACAAUUAAGACUAAUAUAUACCAGAAUUGUGAACCUACUUGUUAAAGAGUAGUUUAUUACAGCAUAGGAGUUCCUCAUUACCACAUUGCUUUGAUGGGUGAUGAUGUAUAUCAGCAUCCAUGGGUUAAAAAUGUCAAAUCUUUUUUUAUCUUGUGGUAAGCAGAGUGGAAAUUAUGUGUGCACAAUAAUCUGAAAUGUGUUUCACAAACAGUUGUAGGCGAGUAAGAUACAGCUGGUCUAGAAUAUGAAAAAAGAAAUGUUUCAUACAUAUAUAUAAAUUUUUGUUUCAUUCUUGUCAUUUUUCUCAAUUUUGUUUUGUGAAAAUGCUUUUAAUAUUUUUUCAUUUCUUCCCGACUUACUUUCAUUGGAUUUCUAUCUAAUUUAAAAAAGGGUUGCCAUAUAUUUUUUUACAUUCUAUACUAUUAAUUGAAAUAACAUAGGCUCACGCUCACUUUCAUCUUCCCAUUUCAUUGACUUAUUAUUUCUGUUAUUGUUAUUAACUUCCCUUCAGCUUCAUUACUUUCCUUGUUAUUUUCAGUUUCCAUUCUUUUGAGUCUCAUUACCUCUCUAGUUAUCGUUUGCUCUUAGUCUUUUUACUUCCCAUUAGUUUCCUUCUUAGUCUCAGUACUUUUCUAAUUACAUUGUGUUUGUUCUUAGCUGCAUUGCUUCCCCGGUUACUAUUUGCAUUUGUUCUUUAGUUUCUGUUUUCAGUCUUUCUUUGUUGAUCAUUUUUGUUGUUAGUCUCAUUACUUGUGUACUUGUCAGUUUCAAUUCUUAGUCUUUUGCUUCUUUAACUACUGCUACUUUCUUCUUGUCAGUUUUCAAACGUUCAGGAAAUAGACUAAUUAUUCUUUCACUUCUCUAAGACUUUUUUUUGUCUAAAAGAACAUUGAAACAAAUUUCCCCAGUUUAUAAAAUUUAUGUUUUCAGUGGUUAACUAAACUGCAAUAAAAAUUUAUAUUUUAUUGAGUUUUGUAUAAAUCAUUUUAAUUUGAUAUGAAGGUACGUUAGAAUCUAUUUUUUUUUUCAUGAUUUCAUAAGGUAUAUAAAUAUGGAUUUACUGUAAAUUAUGCCAUUUAUAUUAAAAGAAAAAAGGAAGUUUUACUUCUCAUUACUCUUGACAUUGAAUAUUAUUAUUGUAAAGAACCUAAUGCAUAUGGUAAUGAAAGGAAUAAACAGUUGAUCUGAA
Limulus polyphemus (Atlantic horseshoe crab) is the source of this 7228-nucleotide messenger RNA. Its product is annotated as NEDD4-like E3 ubiquitin-protein ligase WWP1. NCBI's taxonomy places the organism in Eukaryota, Metazoa, Arthropoda, Merostomata, Xiphosura, Limulidae. Gene Ontology annotation, molecular function: ubiquitin protein ligase activity; protein binding. The transcript is spliced from 22 exons. Gene Ontology annotation, biological process: ubiquitin-dependent protein catabolic process. The coding region runs from base 217 to 3006 and encodes 929 amino acids. The record is from RefSeq and is a predicted model, not a curated record.